GUAGCUUGCCGGCUGCGUACAGGUGAGAAGCGUGCAUGGUGCAUGCAGCGAGUCGGCAGCGGACAGGUGUUUCUUUCAUGUGAUAUACAGUUGUAGACAGGUAUAUAUCAUACUGGGAUCUCAGUUGCUGUACAAGACACCCUUAUAAGCCACCAUGACUGCCAUCCAAUACAAAGCCGCCAUGCAGGCCGAAAUAUUAAAUAGAAGACGGAAGGAAUACCGAAAACAGGAAAGAAUCAUGGGAUCCAGUGGUCUCAACAAGAGAGUUUUCAGUCUAGCUGAUAAGUCCCAUGGACAAGGUGGCAUCUUCUACAGUUGGCAGAGAGCACAUGGCAACUACCUGGCAACAACAGGGUUCGACCAUGCAGUGAGGAUAUAUGACCGGCAUGGAGAACUCAAGGAGGAGAUCAACCUGCCAGGGAUGUGCACUGGCCUGGGGUGGGACAGCGAUGGCGACAUCCUUGGAAUUGUUUGUGAGAAGUCCACAGCCAUCAUACUGUGGGACGCCAACUCGCACCGCACAACGCAGAUCGACAGUGGGCUCAAAGACACCAUGACCUUCCUGAAGUGGUCGAACACCGGCCCCCAACUGGCUGUCGGUACACUGAAGGGGAAUCUCAUGAUCUACAAUCAUCAGACAUCACGUAAAAUUCCUAUUAUUGGGAAGCACAUCAAGAAGAUCACCUGUGGUGCAUGGAGUGCCGAGAACCUGCUGGCCCUGGGCAGCGAGGACAAGACCAUCUCCAUCAGCAACGCUGAUGGUGACACCCUCAGACAGGCCACUCUCAGGGCUGACCCUGCUGAGAUAGACUUCUCCGAGAUGAAGGGGGAUGAGAGAAGCGCCAUUGGGCAAAACACUGUCAGUGUAGUUGUGGGCAAGAAGACUCUGUUCCUGUACAACAUCAAUGACCCCGAGAACCCCAUCGAGCUGGCCUUCCAACAGAGAUAUGGGAGCAUCAUUUCAUACAAGUGGUAUGGAGAUGGUUACAUCUUGAUUGGGUUUUCUCAUGGCUACUUUGUUGUGAUUUCCACCCACUUGAAGGAGAUUGGGCAGGUUGUUGACAAAAGAGGCAAAUUACAUGUUGUCUCCGAGGAGCUGUUCCAGGCUCGGAACCACAAGGACAGCCUUGCAAGUAUCGCCAUCUCCACGUCCCUCAACAAGGCAGCUUCAUGUGGAGACAACUGCAUCAAGGUCCAUGAUCUGUCGGACUUGAAGGAGAUGUACGCUAUCAUCACACUUGACGAUGAGAGGGGGCUGGACAAGAUUGGCUGGACGGACGAUGGUCAACUGUUAGCUGUGUCCACUCAGAGGGGUAACCUGCAUGUGUACCUGGCUCGGCUGCCCAUGCUGGCCGCGGUCACUCAGACACGUAUCGCCCAUCUCACAUCACUGCUGGAGGUUACUAUCGACGACCUAGUCACCAAAGAGCCACCCAUUACAAUAGCCAUUGAGGUGGAACCGUCCUUUCUUGGAAUUGGGCAGUACCAUGUUGCCGUGGGGAUGAACAACAGAGCCUGGUUCUAUCUGCUUGGAGAUGAUGGUCCCCAGAGAUUGAAGGACCGGGAGUACCUGGGAACAGUGCAGUCCAUCAGUCUGAAUGGCGACUACGCUGCAGUGAGCUUUGAAGGCAAAGUGCAGCUCCAUAUGAUUGAAGGGGAGACAACUGCUGCUACUGAUGAGCGGGAGACCCGACUGUUCCCCGGCAAGGAUGACCGAGAUGUUCGCAUCACAUGCCAUGACAUGACGCCAGAGUUCCUCAUCUAUGGCACCGAUAGAGGAGAUGUCCGCUAUUUCUUCAUUGAGGACUGGCAGUUUGUUGUGGAGUACCGUCACGUGGCAGGCAUCAGGAAGCUCUUCCCCGACGCCAGCGGCACCCGGCUAGUGUUUGUGGAUGAGAAGACAGAUGGCUAUGUCUAUAAUGCAGUGAAUGACACAGUGAUCGACAUCCCCAACUUCUCAGCAUCUAUCAAGGGAGUUCUGUGGGAGAACUGGCAGUUGGACAAGAGCGUGUUUGUGGCGUAUGACAGCGAGAAGUUGUACACGUACGUGUACUGCCGAGAGUCAGUGACAGGCUCACAAGUCCUGUAUGUGGGAGAGACACGCCUGCCCUAUGGCCAGAUACCGAUCAUGCUCCACAAUGGGGAGAUAACUCUGCAGACACAGAGUGGAAAGCUUGGCAACCUGCAGCUGAACACCCACUCUCAUGUGUUCCAUGAGAAUCCCCAGGAUCUGAAACCUGCUGAGCUUUCAAUUGCUGCCCAGCAGUGUAUCAAGCUAAGAAGAUUCCGGGAUGCUUGGAUCUUCUGUCACUAUGUCAACAGGAAAGAGGUCUGGGUGGAGUUGGGGAGGGCAGCGCUGCAUAGCCUUGACCUUGACUUCGCUAUCAGAGUGUACAGGAACAUCGGUGAUGUUGGCAUGGUCACCUCCUUGCAGAAGGUCAAGUCGAUUGAGGACAAGAACCUGCUGUCUGGCUACAUUGCCAUGUUCCUUGGAGAAUUCAACCCUUCCCAGGAUCUCUUCCUGGCAUCAAGCUACCCCCUGGCUGCCCUCGAGAUGCGCAGAGACCUGCUUCACUGGGAUAGUGCCCUGCAGCUUGCUAAGGCUCUGGCUCCGGAGCAGAUCUCCUACAUCUCGCGAGAGUAUGCCCAGCAGCUGGAGUUCACCGGGGACUACAUGAACUCUCUGUCUCACUAUGAGAAGGGGAUCACCAAGGACGAGAAGGCAAGGGAUCAUGAUGAAAUCUGUGCUGCAGGCAUCGCUCGCAUGUCUAUCAGGACUGGAGACAUACGCAGGGGUGUUGCCAUGGCGAUGAAGAUGUCCAGCAAGAGCCUGAAGAAGGAAUGUGCAGGCAUCUUGGAGAGUAUGAAGCAAUGGACAGAGGCAGCUACUCUAUAUGAACAAGGCCACUACUACGACAAGGCGGCUUCUGUCUACAUCAGAGGCAAAAACUGGAACAAGGUGGGAGAACUGUUGCAACACAUCACCUCCCCGAAGAUUCACGCACAGUACGCGAAGGCCAAGGAGGCUGAUGGCCGAUACAAGGAGGCUGCAGAGGCAUACAAGAUGGCUAAAGAGUGGGACCAUGUCAUCAGGAUUAACCUUGAAUUUCUACAAAACCCAGAAGAAGCUGUUAAGAUUGUGCAGGAAACCCAGUCAGUAGAGGGUGCAAAGAUGGUGGCCAAGUUUUUCCAGCGGCUGAAUGACUACGCCUCGGCCAUCCAGUUCCUGGUGAUGUCCAAGUGUAAUGAUGAGGCCUUCCAGCUGGCCCAGAGUCACAACCAGAUGGAGAUCUACGCUGACAUCAUAGGUUCCGAUGCCACUCCCGAGGACUACCAGAGUAUAGCAGUGCACUUUGAGAAUGAGAAGAACCACUACCUGUCUGGGAAGUUCUUCCUCCUCAGCGGACAAUACUCCAGGGCCAUGAAGCACUUCUUGAGAUGUAAUGGAGAGGACAGUCAGGCAAUAGAGCUGGCGAUCGAGACGGUGGGACGAGCCAAUGAUGACCAGCUUACCCAUCAGCUCAUUGACUUCCUCAUGGGAGAAACUGACGGCAUGCCCAAGGAUGCCAAGUACCUGUUCCGGCUGUACAUGGCCUUGAAGCAGUACAGGGAGGCAGCCCGGACAGCCAUCAUCAUAGCACGGGAGGAGCAGAGUGCAGGGAACUACCGCAACGCCCAUGACGUGCUGUUCAGUAUGUACCAGGAGUUGAAGGACAACAAGAUCAAGAUCCCAGCCGAGAUGGCCACCAACCUCAUGAUCCUACACAGCUACAUCCUCGCUAAGAUCCACAUCAAGAGAGGAGAUCACCUGAAAGGAGCCCGGAUGUUGAUCCGAGUUGCCAACAACAUCAGCAAGUUCCCCUCUCACAUCGUUCCCCUGCUGACAUCAACUGUGAUAGAAUGUCAGAGGUCAGGGUUAAAGAACUCAGCCUUCAGCUAUGCUGCCAUGUUAAUGAGGCCAGAGUACCGCAACCAAAUUGAUCUCAAGUACAAGAAGAAGAUCGAGAUGAUUGUCCGGAAACCAGACAAGACGGAGGAAGAUGAACCCCUUAGCCCAUGCCCAGUGUGUGGCUUCCAGCUUCCGGAGACGGAGCUCAUGUGUCCAGAGUGCAAGAACAACCUGCCUUACUGCAUCAUCACUGGUCGUCACGUGGUGUCGGAGGAUCUGACUGCAUGUCACACAUGUGACUUCCCUGCCAUCUUCCCUGAGUUUAUCAAGCUUCUGGAGAGUGAAGAGUCGUGUCCCAUGUGUGCAGAGAAAGUGAUACGAGAAAACUUACAGAAGAUCACCGACACCAAGAAGUAUAUGUUCCCUGAAGAGGGAGUGACGGAGUGACAUCACCGGGUUAUUUAUUAUAGUCUCACAGCUUGAACUGACUUCUCUUCAAUUCUCUAAACUCUUGUUACUUGUCGCAAAAUGAAGAAAAUAUACCUGCCCGUAUAUACACAUCAAGUUCUCUGACCCAGAAAUACAUAUUAGGAAAUAUGCAAAUAUUGUAAUCCUGCAAGACGAUCAUCUCAAGACCUCUAAUGCAUUGCAGCAGCAGGUGCAAGAGCUGUACCUAGUUUGACCAUAUUAACUGAGCUGACUAUAGCUUCUAUGGUAAAAUAUGAUUUCUUUAUGUCUAAACUUCAUAUACACAGUAAAAAAAGUGUUGCACCCCCUAUACUUUUUCAUGGAGGGGUGUUUUGAAAGGGUGUAAAGAUAACCGAAUUAAUAUUAUAACCAGGAUUUCGUGUAUACCAACAAACCAGUGUAUUGUCUAUACAAUGAACUUAAAUGGGGUAUUCCAUGACCUUAUGGCAUGUAAGAAUCUCAUGCUGAACUUUUACGAAAAAUGAACGAAUAACGAAGACGCAUUAAGUAUGGUGACAUCUCAAUAAUUUUUAGUGACCAAAUUCAUCCAAUAGGGUAAGAAUGUCAUAUGGAGAUUUGACGAACACAGUAAGUCAUUAUCAAGAACUUCCACCAAGCACUUGGAUCACAGCUUGAAGUCUUCGUCUCAUACUCCUCACCAGACGUUGGAAUCGCUCCAUGGGCAGCUGCUGCCACUCCUCGUGUAAUGCUGCUUCCAAUUCACGCAAGUUCUGUGGAGGAGGGUCCCGACGAUAAAUCAGGCGUCCCAAAAUGUCCCAUACAUGU
Haliotis rufescens (red abalone) is the source of this 5143-nucleotide messenger RNA. RefSeq names its product WD repeat-containing protein 19-like. The transcript is spliced from 37 exons. Gene Ontology annotation, molecular function: protein binding. The record is from RefSeq and is a predicted model, not a curated record. Gene Ontology annotation, biological process: cilium assembly; intraciliary retrograde transport. Lineage: Eukaryota; Metazoa; Mollusca; Gastropoda; Lepetellida; Haliotidae. Gene Ontology annotation, cellular component: cilium; intraciliary transport particle A. The coding region runs from base 155 to 4336 and encodes 1393 amino acids.